AAAUGGGCAAAUCCAUCACUUCCCUCUGCUCAGUGUUCUUGAUGCAAGAUUGAAGGGAAAAUUAGAAGCUGUUCAUUUGGGCUUGUGGGCUCAGAAGCGUCGCACUGCUUUGUUUUGUACUCUACCGUGUCCUGUUGAAAGGGGUCAACAAGUGCCGGGGAGGGUGCAGAGGCUGAGGCUGGCGUCACCUUCCGUUGCUAAGGUAACGUGCUCUGGCCAUUUUAUCUGAUAAAGGAAGUCCAGUGGACUGUAUGCAUUAUUCAUCACUGUUCUAAUCAAACAAUCAAAAUCGUUCACUUUCACCGGGAAUAUUUAGCAAGAUCAAAGACACUCUGGCUGGAACAGCUCUUGUUUUACCGCUGACAGAUAGCCUUUGAUUUUUAUUUUUUGCAGUGUUCCAGUGAACAUUUUCUCUCAAAACUCUGUGUUUGGAACAUCAAGGAUGGAUUAUCCCAAAAUGGAUUAUUUUCUGGAUGUAGAGUCUGCUCAUAGACUCCUGGAUGUUGAGUCAGCUCAAAGAUUCUUCUACAGUCAAGGAGCUCAAGCUCGCCGGGCGACCCUGCUCCUGCCUCCCACAUUAAUGGCGGCAUCCUCGGAGGAUGAUAUAGACCGGCGGCCCAUCCGGAGAGUGCGCUCCAAGAGCGACACGCCGUACCUCGCGGAGGCCAGGAUCUCCUUUAACCUGGGGGCAGCUGAGGAAGUGGAGAGGCUGGCGGCGAUGCGUUCUGACUCCCUCGUCCCAGGCACCCACACCCCACCCAUCCGCAGGAGAAGUAAGUUUGCCAACCUGGGAAGGAUUUUCAAGCCUUGGAAAUGGAGGAAGAAGAAAAGCGAAAAGUUCAAACACACGUCAGCAGCCCUGGAAAGGAAAAUAUCUAUGAGGCAAAGCAGAGAAGAGCUGAUAAAGCGAGGAGUCCUGAAGGAAAUCUAUGAUAAAGAUGGGGAACUCUCUAUAUCCAAUGAAGAGGACUCCCUAGAAAAUGGGCAGUCCCUGAGCUCCAGCCAGCUGUCUCUGCCUGCCCUGUCCGAAAUGGAGCCAGUCCCAAUGCCCAGGGAUCCCUGCUCAUAUGAGGUGCUCCAACCGUCAGACAUCAUGGAUGGGCCAGUGUCUGAAGAGAGUCCCUCUGCCAGUGAGUCUGGAGUCCUCCUGUCCCAAGAUCCUUCAGCCAAACCAGUCCUGCUACUGCCCCCCAAAAAACCUGCUGCUUUCCCUGGAGACCAUGAAGAGACCCCAGUGAAGCAGCUGCCCCUUCUCAAGCAGCCCCCGGCCCUGCCUCCCAAACCCUCUACCAGGAUUGCCAACCACUUAACAGAUCCUGGCGCCCCUGUGAAAUUGCCUUGUCUGCCAGUGAAACUGUCGCCUCCGCUACCUCCAAAGAAAGUCAUGAUCUGUAUGCCCGUGGGAGGACCAGACCUCUCACUGGUGUCCUACACAGCCCAGAAGAGUGGCCAGCAGGGUGUGGCCCAGCACCACCACACUGUCCUGCCCUCCCAGAUCCAGCACCAGCUGCAGUACGGCAGCCACGGCCAGCACCUCCCCUCCACCACCGGCUCCCUCCCCAUGCACCCCUCGGGCUGCAGAAUGAUAGAUGAGCUCAACAAAACGCUGGCCAUGACCAUGCAGAGGCUGGAAAGCUCUGAGCAGCGGGUCCCCUGUUCCACUUCUUACCACAGCUCUGGGUUGCACUCGGGUGACGGGGUCACCAAAGCAGGACCUAUGGGCCUUCCAGAAAUAAGACAAGUGCCAACUGUUGUGAUUGAAUGUGAUGACAAUAAAGAAAAUGUGCCUCAUGAGUCAGACUAUGAAGACUCUUCUUGUCUGUAUACAAGAGAAGAGGAGGAAGAGGAGGAGGACGAAGACGAUGACAGCUCAUUAUACACCAGCUCCCUGGCCAUGAAGGUCUGCAGGAAGGACUCCUUAGCCAUCAAACUCAGCAACAGGCCCUCCAAGCGAGAGCUGGAAGAAAAGAACAUCCUUCCCAGGCAGACGGAUGAGGAGCGGCUGGAGCUGAGGCAACAGAUUGGCACCAAGCUCACCAGGCGGCUGAGCCAGAGGCCAACUGCAGAGGAACUGGAACAGAGGAACAUUUUGAAACCUCGGAAUGAACAAGAGGAACAGGAGGAGAAGAGAGAGAUUAAGAGGAGGCUAACCCGAAAGCUCAGUCAAAGGCCCACGGUGGAAGAGCUUCGGGAAAGGAAGAUCCUCAUCCGCUUCAGUGACUACGUGGAGGUGGCUGACGCUCAGGACUAUGACCGCAGGGCAGAUAAGCCGUGGACCCGCCUCACCGCUGCAGACAAAGCUGCCAUCCGAAAGGAGCUCAAUGAAUUCAAAAGCACUGAGAUGGAAGUUCAUGAAUUGAGUAGACACUUAACAAGGUUUCACCGACCUUAACAGUCGAAUUCCUCUUGAGUGCUAUGCUGUCUUCAAAACAUAAAUUUAUAAGAACCAUAA
Pongo pygmaeus (Bornean orangutan) is the source of this 2452-nucleotide messenger RNA. RefSeq names its product phosphatase and actin regulator 1 (gene PHACTR1). Gene Ontology annotation, molecular function: actin binding. The transcript is spliced from 16 exons. Gene Ontology annotation, biological process: cell motility; stress fiber assembly. The record is from RefSeq and is a predicted model, not a curated record. Lineage: Eukaryota; Metazoa; Chordata; Mammalia; Primates; Hominidae. The coding region runs from base 443 to 2392 and encodes 649 amino acids.